This is a messenger RNA of Hippocampus comes (tiger tail seahorse), 6821 nucleotides long. RefSeq names its product lipase, hormone-sensitive b (gene lipeb). The transcript is spliced from 13 exons. The coding region runs from base 353 to 2806 and encodes 817 amino acids. The record is from RefSeq and is a predicted model, not a curated record. Gene Ontology annotation, cellular component: cytosol. Gene Ontology annotation, molecular function: triacylglycerol lipase activity; sterol ester esterase activity. Gene Ontology annotation, biological process: cholesterol metabolic process; triglyceride catabolic process. NCBI's taxonomy places the organism in Eukaryota, Metazoa, Chordata, Actinopteri, Syngnathiformes, Syngnathidae.
GUCUUUCUUUUAUGUUUUUUUUUUUGUCAUGAAUGACGUCUCGUCCGAGCCCGCCCCUUACAUACUUUCAAUUCCUUGCUAGUUUAGCUGCUAACUCCCGCAGCUGGCUGUUAAGCCGUUAGCCGCUUAGCGCCACACAUCAAAACAAUUUAGCUUGUGACGCUAUGAAAGCGUCGCUGUCCGUUGCGAAAUAAAUGUGCGCCACCCUUUCCCUUGCCCUUUCGUGUUGAUGACAACCAGCACCCCCUUUCAGCCUUCAUAGUGUUCCGAGGCGUAGGUUUAUGCCUACUUUUCCACGUUUUUGUGUCCCAACUUUCAGCCACUGAAUCUGACAGGACUCAUCAGAGCAGUGAUGGACACCAAGGCGGUUUUUGUGGCCCUGUACAACGUGUGCGAGGAGAAUGCCGCCUACUUCUCGGGAAGAGCCAAAGGGCCGCAGAACGACACGGCCCGGCGGCUGGUGGACACGAUGAAGCUGAUCCAGGAGCACGCCCGCAGCCUCGAACCCGUCAUCUCGGGCUUUGCCGCAGUCUACCACCAUUUUGACUUCGACCCGCACAUACCGGCCAAUGGCUAUCGCUCUCUCGUCAAGGUGGUGCGUUGCUGCCUCCUUCACAUCAUCCACAAGGGCCGCUACAUCACCGCCAACCGCCGCAGCAUCUUCUUCCGUAUGGCCCACAACGCCGGCGAGAUGGAGGCCUACUGCAACGCCCUGUGCCAGCUGCGGGCGCUGCUCUACCUGGCCCAGCGCAUGCUGCACGACAACGGCCACGGCAACCUUUUCUUCCACGACGAGAGCGGCCUCAGCGAGAGCUUCGUGCGCGAAUACAGCUCCAUGCACAAGGGCUGCUUCUACGGCCGCUGCUUGGGCUUUCAGUUCUGUCCCGGUAUCCGGCCGUCCCUGCAGACCAUCGCCAUCGGCCUUGUGGCCUUUGGAGAAAACUACAGGCCCCAUCAGUCUGGAAUAGGUGUAGCGGCUAGCUCCUUCUUUACGUCGGGCAAGUACGCCAUCGACCCCGAGUUGAGAGGGGCUGAAUUUGAGCGCAUCACUCAGAACCUCGACGUCCAUUUCUGGAAGACGUUCUGGAACGUCACAGAGACCGAAGUGCUCUCGAGUCUGGCCAGUAUGACAUCCGUCCCGGUCAAGGUGAACCGAACGCUCUCUGUGCCUCCCGUGCCCUUCGACCUCCCGCUGGCAGCCAAUCACCAAGCCUCGGUGACCAUACCGCCGCCGUCGGCUCACAUCGGCACCGCUCCGGUUCAGAUGAGACUCAUCUCGUACGACCUACGGGAAGGACAGGACAGCGAGACACUGCUGUCGCUCACCCGCUCCGAUGUGGGGGCCAAAUCCCUCUCGCUGGGGCUGAAGACCAAGCGGCUGCCCUCAUCCCCCUGCUUGCUCAUCCACUUCCAUGGCGGAGGCUUUGUGGCUCAGACCUCCAAAUCCCACGAGCCUUAUCUGAAGAGCUGGUCCCAGGACCUGGGCGUCCCCAUUCUGUCAGUGGACUACUCCCUGGCCCCCGAGGCCCCUUUUCCACGGGCCCUGGAGGAGUGCUUCUAUGCGUACUGCUGGGCUUUGAGGAACCACCACCUGCUAGGCUGGACCGGGGAGAAAGUCUGCCUGGCAGGCGACAGUGCUGGGGGCAACCUGUGCGUGACCACGUCCAUGCGCGCCGCCGCCUACGGCGUACGCAUGCCGGACGGCCUCUUGGCCACCUACCCGGCCACUCUGCUCACUGCCUACGCCUCGCCGUCCCGUCUGCUCACCCUCAUCGACCCCAUGCUGCCGCUCAGCGUGCUCUCCAGAUGUCUCAGCGCCUACGCAGGUAGCGAGCCGCAGACGGACAAGCAGGUGGAGAAGGUGAGCACACUCGGCAUGGUGAGGAAGGACACGGCGCUGCUGCUCCGAGACUUCCGGCAGGGCGCGUCCAACUGGAUCCAUUCUCUGCUGGACUCCAACAGAGCCGACAACCCGCCCAGCACGCAACCGGAAGACACUGACGCGGUGAGGACGAGCGUGUCCGAGGCGUCCAUCUCUUCUCCUCAUGUGGACCCGCCGAGGCCUUCGGAGCCCACGGAAUUCCUCGCCGGCAAGUUACCUGUGAAGAGCCAGACGUGCCAGGACCUCGGAGCUGAUAAUUCCACCUCCCAUUGUGCUCCGCUUGUGUCUGAGCGCGCUCCUGAAGAAGUCCACUUCUCCUUCUCCAUCUCCACCGACACUCCUUCGGAGUGGCACUGCGACUUGUCUUUGUUGGCCAUACCGCCCCCUGGUGGCGAGGAGGGCUCAGAGUUCCCGCAAGGCUUUGAGCCGCUGCGCUCGGAGCAGCUGUCCGAGAUGAAGCUGCACAGUUCGCCGGUGGUCAAGGACCCCUUCUGUUCGCCCCUUUUGGCCCCCGACAGCAUGCUGAAGGCUCUGCCACCCGUGCACAUUGUGGCGUGCGCUCUGGACCCCAUGCUGGACGACUCGGUGAUGUUCGCCAAGCGCCUGCGGGCCGUCGGCAAGCCCGUCACCCUGUGCAUAGUGGACGACCUCCCCCACGGCUUCCUCAGCCUGUCGCAGCUCUCCCGAGAGACCAGGGAGGCGGCCAACGUGUGCGCCGAGCGGAUCCGUGCCGUCUUCACGCAGGAGGAGACGCCGCCGCCUGAGCCGCGCAAGCACCGCAAACUGGAACGGACCGACAGGGGCAGCGCCACCGCCGCCCUGCUUGUCCGGGGUGAGCUGGAUGCGGGGCUCGGGACUAAAAUGGCUGAAGCAGACGGUUUUGUUACUAUCACCCAAAAUGGCGUCGAGGGUGUCGGCGCUUAGGAGAGACACAAUUAGGCAAGGUGAUACUUAGACCACAAAGAGGAAGUAACCCUCCCUCUGCUUUGAAAACCGGACGGCGGUCCUGUAUGAAUGCCGUCUCGCAUCCAUUAUACGAUGCUUCACGCUUUUUAAGGAAAUAUAAUGUAGCAAACCGAUCUAUUUGACAUAGAUCAGGCACCUGGACACUCCAGAUGAUUUCUGGAGUGAAAAUCCUGUUACGGGCUUAUCAGAUAAGACGCUCCUCCGUUGUAUCACUCCAAUCUGAACGGCCCCCGUUGUCCCGUCGGAGACUCUCCACAGCGCACCUAAUAGUGCCACAUUGUGCUCUCCGUUACGCCAGCAAUACGGCUGACUCUAUUGACGCUUACUCUGUUGACUCAAAUCCAAUUAUACAAAAAAAGACCCCCAAACAAACAAAAAGAAAACAGACCCGAAAGAAGGGCCGCAUUUCUUUCCUCAAUCAUUUUGCUGCUGUUUUUCAUCCAUUCCUAUUAUGUCUUCAUCCAUAUCCAUAUCUACACUGUAAUGGACGAGGUCCGUUUACCAGACUUCUUUGUGUAGCGUUAAAUUGUAUUUCUGUGCCGUUGAUUCUACCAUGUGAACGCGCUCGCUACUUGUUAAGGAACAGCCGCUUCGUAACAAUAUGGACUGAGAUCGUGAGGAGGAGGAGGAGGUGAAGUUAUUGUGCAGUACAGUAACGGGACCGAGCCUGCGACUAAUUGAGAUAAAACAUGUUUGGAAUUGCCUGCACUAUAUGCCACAAGAUGGUGGCAACGCACGGCAUGACGCUCCUCAGCUUCACACAACAUAGUUCCUUGCCACCAAGAUCCCACAAGAAGUCGCCAAAAUCAAUACCCUUCUGUUCGACAAGACUUUGGUCUGAGCACAGAAACAGCAAACGGGUGUUCUUCCACAAAUAACGGACCACUGGUUCCAAAAGCAGAGCAGCAAAUUGGGUGAGUUCACCAGUAGCCAUCUCUAUUACCGUGGAUCCUCGAAAAGGGGGAGUUCAACCCAUCCUCCAAUCAUCUUGAGAUCAAAUUUCACCAGACGUUGGCCUAAUAAACAGAGAAAAGAACUUUUUUUUUUUUUAUUGGCUUGACGUAUAGAAAAGUAUCCAUGAUGAUCGACAUUGUACAGUCGGCUAGGAACCGGGCUUGACUGUAAAUGGUGAAAAGCAACAAAAAAUUCACACUCUGUCCUUGCGAUUUAUUGCAGUCGAAUGGUGCUGGAAUGAUGCUGUUUCUUCAGUGCUGCUGCGCCACAGACCGCGUUCGUACUUGCCCUGCAGGUUUCAAAUGCAGUACAGAUGCAAAUACACUAGUUAGCAAGCAAAAAUUCACAGCCCCCCUAACACUCCCAGCACACGCAUACUCCCCUAUAUUGAUGGCAGCAAAUGAGUUUUGGUUAGAUGUGAACCUCCCUCAUCUAACUCAAAAGUUUUGACUUUUUAGUUUAAAAUGGCUUCCCGUGACUAUAAUCCCACGUCGCCGAGUGGCAAACCAGGUAGAAUCCUGGUCGGAUUUCGCCUUUGUAAAGAGUAAAUCCUUGUUGUAGCGCAUGCUCCAUGCUAGCCGCCGUUGCCAUGACUAGUUCGUCUUUGUCUUCUAGUUGUUCCUCUGCUUCUAUUUCUUGUAUUUUCUUUUGGUAGUUGGCAAAUACGUUUGGUGCUUCUUUAGCAUUUAAAGAAAGCCACCUGUUGCAGUGCAUGACAGAAAAUCUACUUUUUCCUCUUCCAUUUCUUUUUCUCUUGGCAGUUGGCAAAUAUUUUGGGUGCAUUACCGCCAGUGUCAAGAAGGUGGCAGUAAUGCACUCAAAAGUCAACACAGUUUGCGAAUAAGGAUUUUGGGUGCCCGUCCAACUUCCAAGCAUCAUUUUAAAAAUAUCCUAAUCACAUCUGAAUAUAAAUCGCAGGACCAGCCAAACUAUGAAAAAAUGUGUGACCUAUAGUCUGAAAAAUAUGGUAAUAAACCAUGAUCAUAAAUGUCUUGCCUACGUACAAGGCCUUUACACUUAGUUACACUUAAUCUGUUUGUUAUCUCAGGCGUGUGCACAGGACCGAAUUAUGAAUCACUCCAUUGCUCUCUGUAUUAGCGGGCAAGGCGCUCGUUGCCCUUCAAUGUCACUUCCGAAAGUGAUUUCAGCCAAAUUAGCGCCGCCCUUCUGUUGAUGAAUUAUUCCGUGAAAUCUUCGUCCACCAACGCAGUAUUUACUCCAGAGUUCUGUGUUUUGAUUUGGGCUGGCACAUACAAUGUAUUGUUGCUUUAAAAAUGUUCGGCUUUAGUUCCCCUUUUAAGGCUUUGAGGAGCAUUUAGUAUUUUCACCCGAUGUGCAAAUAUCCUCCCCUCCGAGGGGGAUUUUCAGCAGCAAAAUCGGACAGAUGGAUUAGCGCCACAUUUUGCUGUCAGGCGGUUGAGUAGAAAGACGGACGGCUGAGCUCAUCCUCUGCGCCGCGUCUGGCUCGACUUUGCUCUGUGCACUUUUGCUGUAGUUUGUAUGUGUGUGUGUCAAUGUUUUCAUUUUUUUGGGGGAGGGGGUUUGUUUAUUCGUCUUCGCCUGAUGCCUGGAACGCGGCAUCAAUUUCAAGCGAUCACGAGGUUGAACUCGCACUUUAAUCAUCUGCUGCUCAAACCGUGUGGAGGUUCCAAACGUGUUUAAGCCAGCCACUCUUACGCAGAGAUCCCGAGAGAGCUGGCCCUGUAAACCCGGAAUUUAGCCACAUUCAAAUAAAUGAUUAGAUGGCGCCAACGCCGCAGCCUGGUGUGAUGUAUGAAUCAAUUGAUUUGUAAUGUCUUUCAAUACAACAGAGUAGGAGAAGUGAAUGUUUGACUUUUAAAUUUCACACAGAACCCAAUAAAGGCGGGGUAUUGGCGCAAUUGUUUGUGCUUUUACAAGGGGACGUGAUCGCAAUCAGAUCAUGAAGCCAGCAGCAACAAUUGCUUUCAACACAACAGAGCGGGACAAGUCUGCGUGUGUCUGGUUAGCCAAUUAGGAAAUUGUUGCAUUGUCAGUUGUGACAGAAAUUGCAUAGGCAUAAUUUGAACAGUCAUUGGAUGCAGUUGAUUAUCCUCCACUCGAGUUUUGUCAUUGAACACUCCUUUUUACACACUUAAGGUUUUUAUUUUUUAUUUUUAAUGGAUUCAUUCCUGUAGAAAUAUGCUGGAACAUGACUAUGAUGUCAAUGUUAUGCUGCUGCUCCACAGACGGGCUCAAACUGUCAUCAUGUUUCAGCCUUCACGUUGACAUGCUGGCUCACUCACUUUUUACUUUUUUUUUUUUUUUUUUUUGCAAAACUUGCAGUCGACAACUUUGAUUAGGGAUCAGCAAACUUGAGUCCGAGUUUGAGACGGGCACAUUUCAAAAAGAUUUACCGAAGUGACCCAAGCUAUCAUGACCUUCUUGGCACACGCGUCCUUGAAAAAUAAUUGGGGUUGGAGUUUUUGACUGGAAGAGGGAACACUUUGCCGUUUCUUCUGCCAGCAUGUGUUAGGAUUUCAAAUCUGCAGGAUUCAUGAGUUGGAAGUAAUGGCACAGCCUUGCCCCAAAAUUAAGUCAUUUCAGAUCACUGCCAUUCUUGCUUGGUCGCAGGAUUACAAGACAGCUCAUAUUUUGUAUUGGUAGGUCUUUUGCGUCUCAAUCAAGCUUAACAUUCAGAACCAAAGAGGCAGGUGACGAUGCUGAGACUGUUUAUACUGUUCAUCUGUUCUCCAGCCAAUGCAGCUGCUAGUUGACUUGAUUUACUUGUAAUUGCAUCAUGCUGUCAAAAUGCUAAUCAGAUGUAGUUAAACAAGCCAUGGACUGGAAACAACGCUGUGCAUAUCCUUUAGGAAAACACCACAAGUGCAAACCUGUGAAUAUGAAAGGAAAGAAGUCGAAUGUAUUUUUGUCCUUGUAAUGAUCCGUGUGGAUAUUUUUAUCGAAAGAGCUGUUCGUCAAAUGUGAUUCUUUUGCAGGGAUCAUCCACAAAUGGAGCGUUUGUUGAUUUUUAUCCAAAAUAAAUCUAUCCAACCAUGAA